AUGGCGGCAGUACAGAAGAUGCUCGGCAGACUGGGUAGUAUCGGCGUGGGCCUCGCUAUAGCUGGUGGUGUGGCCCAAUCAGCUCUUUAUAAUGUGGACGGUGGUCAAAGAGCAGUAAUUUUCGAUCGAUUUGCCGGAGUAAAGGACGAGGUGAUUGGAGAAGGCACUCACUUUCUUGUCCCUUGGUUGCAGAAGCCAAUUUUGUUCGAUAUUCGAUCGACUCCGAGAGCGAUUUCUACAAUCACGGGAAGCAAAGAUCUUCAAAACGUCUCUAUAACACUGCGUAUACUUCAUCGACCAGAUCCGAGCAAACUGCCUAACAUCUACCUCAAUAUCGGCUUGGAUUACGCAGAAAGGGUGCUUCCAUCUAUUACGAAUGAGGUUUUGAAGGCGGUUGUGGCUCAAUUUGAUGCUCACGAGAUGAUUACCCAACGUGAAACAGUCUCUCAACGCGUGUCUUUGGCACUAGCUCAACGAGCAGCACAAUUCGGUCUUCUUUUAGAUGAUAUUUCCAUUACUCACCUUUCCUUCGGUCGCGAAUUCACAGAGGCCGUCGAAAUGAAGCAAGUAGCACAACAGGAAGCUGAGAAAGCUCGUUAUCUUGUAGAAAAGGCAGAGCAGAUGAAAAUCGCUGCUAUUACUACGGCUGAAGGUGAUGCGCAAGCAGCUAAACUACUCAGCAAGGCCUUUGCUGAUGCUGGUGAUGGUUUGAUAGAAUUAAGAAAGAUCGAAGCCGCUGAAGAAAUAGCCGAACGAAUGUCUAAGGCCAAGAAUGUCACGUAUUUGCCAGGCAAUCAAAACGUGCUGCUCAACCUGCCACAACAUUAA
Molecule: messenger RNA, 828 nt
Organism: Haemonchus placei
Lineage: Eukaryota; Metazoa; Nematoda; Chromadorea; Rhabditida; Trichostrongylidae
Source: the annotation of a GenBank genome assembly